AUGUCUGUGACGGGUGUUUUUAGCAAAGGCCGCGGCAUCGGUCAUGCAGCAGUCACAUCCAUCCUGCGCUAUAUCCCACGUGCCCGCGUGCCGUGGCAGCCGAGCCGCUUUGGUCGGGAGAACCUCUCGGCGAGUGAUCUGGCGGUUUUGUGGAGCCGCGGUCGCUACCGCGAUGGCCCCGGAAACUACAAUAGCGGGUACCACACGGAAAAGACACAUGUGCUUGAGGAUAACACGGUGACAAUGAUCCCGAAGCAUGAGCUAGAGAAAUAUAUGCCGGAUAUAAGCAUUGGGCCCAAGGCACUUGUGACGCCUGUGUCACUGAUGAGUGCUCGAAAUGGUCAUCGCGUCACGCAUGACUUGUUGCAUUCAUACGACCCUCACAUUGGUCGGCUGGAUAAACCAGCUGUGGUGGACCACGACAACAUUACCGUUGAAGACCCGAACCGUGUGGGGCUGAAUGCUGCAACGCUCGACUGUCGUGGACGUAUUUACCGCUGGUUACGCCGUGGGCCAUUCUUUCAGGAGGAUCAUUACUUCCGACGGUCACUGAGACUUAACCGCGAUGGCACCGUACCUACCGCCGCGCACGAGGCCCCGCUGAUGCGCAAGAUUGUGCGUCUUGCCCAACGUGGUCAUCUUAAGGCGGCAUGUGAAGAGUACCGCCGCGUUACAACUGUACCACCUGUCGAAGUGUACCGUGCAUUAACGGCCUGUUGCAUUCCAGGAGGACUUAUCGCUGACGCAGUAGCUAUUUUUGAGGAUGGCAAUUCAAAACUUUUUUAUGUCGCACGCGAUGGGGAAGUGCUACAUAACGUGAUGCGUUGCGCCAUAAAGGCGAAAAACCGCGUACGUGUUAUGUGGGUCUACAAUGUCAUGCGGGGACGGUAUUAUGAGAAUGUUAUUGUACGUGCGGAGAUUGACCCUAUUUGGCGCUAUCGUAUUGCCCUGCUUGCGCUGGAGUACUUUCUUGAUCACAAUUGUGCCGAAGAGGCGGGGACGGUGUAUAGCUACCUUGUGGAAGAGGACCUCCUGCAGUGUGAUGUCCAUUUGCGUGUCGGUCUUCACAUGCGAGAGGCACUCUCGAAGGGUAAGAGCGUAGGCCUUAGCGACGAGGUGUUGCGUGCGACGUCACUGGUGACGGACGUUGCAACGGUAGCACCGGAGGUGGCGCGUGAGCUGUACCAGCGACAUGUUGAAGCCCUACGCGAAAAUGAGAAAAGUAAUGAUUGUGACAUGAACACAAAGAAUGAUGGCGCGACGGGGUGUGCGUGGUCGGCGCAUGGCCUACUCACGGCCUUGGACUUUACGCAGAAAGAUGAUGCCUUGCCAUGGAUGCAGCAGAACUUUGGUGAUGUUGACGUUGCCAGCGUCCUGCGGUGGGCCCGGUUUUACCACUCCAAGGAUUUGAUGGCCAAAGAUCGACCGCGCUACCUGGCGCGUGCCGUAGCGUGGAUUGAAUUGCUUAGCAAGAGGAGUCACAUGAUGGAGGAAGCGCCGCUCACGUACAUGCGAAAGUCCAAGCCGUUGUCUCUCAAUACGAAUUCGAAUUUACGUGUCGCAUGGCAAACCCCCGUGGCGCGGCCAGACGGGCCUCCACGACUGCUGGCACGCGAAGAGGGCUACACAUUCCACCACAACGAACACUCCCGCUUUGUCACCGAGACAUACCGUCAUCCAGGGGAGACGUUGCAAUCCCGCUUCUUGGCAAUGCAGCCUAUUCACACGGAAGUCUCUGCCAAAGAGGAUUUCCAGGAGAUAUACGCGCAGCAGCAAGAGCAGCGAGCACUGCCUAGCGGUGUCGUUUCCCCCACAGCACGCAUCCUGCACCACUCGGUUACAAGCGAGAUACAUGGAGGCGGCGGUGGCCAACAUCACCGCAGUAUGUCCAGGGCAGAAUCAAGCACUGGUGGGGCAGUGAAGAAGGAAAAGUUGAAUCUUGUGAGUCCGCAUGUGGCAGCCGAAAAACGCGGCGGCAGUGGCACAGGAAACAUUGGUGGUACUGCUGCUGGUGGUGGCGUCACGCCGGAGUUUUAG
Trypanosoma cruzi is the source of this 2037-nucleotide messenger RNA. RefSeq lists its product as uncharacterized. NCBI's taxonomy places the organism in Eukaryota, Euglenozoa, Kinetoplastea, Trypanosomatida, Trypanosomatidae. Bases 1 to 2037 code for a protein of 678 amino acids. The transcript has a single exon. The record is from RefSeq and is a predicted model, not a curated record.